GGGCUGACGAAGUUCAUUGAUAUCCUGUUUCAAAUGAGAUGGUUUACUUGUAAAUCAAGCCACCGGUUUACUGGCCGCCACCGCUGGUUCCCCGCCGCUGAUUCCCAGCCGCUAACAUUGCCAAUCAAUUAACCAGCUCCCUUGUUCAUAUAUAAAGCCGUGAAUCACUAUCUCUUAAGUGGUGUUUCUGUGUCAGACGGUAAAAUGUGUAUAUCAGUGUUUCUAUGGCAAGCUCAUCCGCUUUAUCCGUUUCUUCUAUUGCUCAAUCGAGAUGAAUAUCAUGACCGACCGACAGAUCCAUUAAAUUGGUGGGAAGGUGGAAAAAUAUUGGGUGGCAGAGAUGUGACAGCCGGGGGAACGUGGUUGGCAUCUAGCAGAGGAGGAAAGGUGGCUUUUGUCACCAAUGUACGCGAAGUUAAGCUAAUAUCUAAUGCAAAGAGUAGGGGAGAUCUUCCAGUUCGUUUUUUGAAGAGCAACAAAAACCCCAUGGAGUUCGCAGAAGAAAUUGCAAAGGAAGCAGAUCAAUACAAUGGAUUUAAUUUAUUAGUUGCUGAUCUUUUGUCCAUGGAUAUGGUUUAUGUAACCAAUAGACUGAAAGGAGAUAACUGCUACAUGACUACAGUUUCACCAGGGGUCCACGUUCUAUCAAAUGCAAGUCUGGACACUCCCUGGCCUAAGGCUCAAAGAUUGGAGCAUGGUUUUAGAGAUCUUUUGGAUCAAUAUUGUGAAGGUGAAAUUCCCAUUAAUGAGAUGGUUGAUAAGCUGAUGGGAAACACUGUUAAAGAUGAAAUUAGCAUGCUUCCUGAGGUCUACAAUCCAGAGUUUGAGUACCAGCUGAGUUCUGUAUUUGUUGACACAGUAACUCCGAAGGGACGUUAUGGUACGCGAAGCACCUCUGCGUUGGCUGUGAAAGCAAGUGAUGAAGUAUUCUUCUACGAAAAGCAUCUGGAAAAUGACUCGUGGAAAGAGCAGACAGCAACAUACAUGAUCGAGAAAGAUGAGAAGUGAUCUCAGAAUAUUUGAUCGUUAAAUUCGGACUGCAAAGUUUGCUACAUUUACAUUUUCCUGUGAGUUGCUUCCCUUAUAGCUACUUCCUGUGGAGUUCAACGAAUAUUGGUAUAUGCUUCCGUUAUAGUUACUUGAUACAUGUAACAAAUGCUAGUUAACUCUAUCCGAUAUAUUUCACAUACCUUGAAAUGAUACACUUUUGAUAAAAA
Messenger RNA from Cynara cardunculus var. scolymus (artichoke), 1217 nucleotides. RefSeq names its product transport and Golgi organization protein 2 homolog. Lineage: Eukaryota; Viridiplantae; Streptophyta; Magnoliopsida; Asterales; Asteraceae. The record is from RefSeq and is a predicted model, not a curated record. Bases 205 to 1008 code for a protein of 267 amino acids. The transcript has 5 exons.